AUCGGUUCUCUACUGGACGAAGCCUUCCUGGUGUUGGAUGUUCCCUUUUUUAUUUACUUGGCUUUUCAUUGUCUUGGUGAAAUUACUUUUAAGGCCCAUGGAAGUUUGAUAAAAGGUGAUCAAAUGGAUUUAAUGAGGAAAUGUGGCUGCGCGCUGGUUUUACUCAGCGUCUCCGCCUGCGCGUCAAAGCUUCUGGGCGACAUUUACGAGCCCAGAGGCCAGCAGAUAUGCAAGCGUGGCACUGAGAAGCCCUGCUAUAAAAUUGCCUAUUUUCAAGAUGCUCGGCGUAAACUCAACUUUGAAGAUGCGAGUCGAGCCUGCUUGAGUGAUGGUGGAGAUCUUCUCAGUAUUGAGUCUAAGACUGAGCAGAUACUGAUAGAGAACUUCAUCCAUGAACUGAAAGCAUCAGAUGGAGACUUUUGGAUCGGGCUCCGUAGGGAUCAAGGCUAUGAGGAGAUAAAUGGAGACUGUCCUUCUCAAUACUAUUGGCUGGAUGGAAGCCAAGCAACCUUCAGGAACUGGCACUGGGAUGAGCCUUCCUGUGGGUUUGAGGUGUGUGUGGUGAUGUACCAUCAGCCCUCUGCUCCUCCGGGUCAAGGUGGGCCUUACAUGUUCCAGUGGAAUGAUGACAAUUGUGAAACCAAAAACAACUUUAUCUGCAAGUACACCAAAGAUAAACCUCCAGCACCCAUCCCUGCAGAAAAUAGAACAUUUGAAGAUGCUCUUCCAACACCCAAAAUACCCAGAAACCCCUCUGUCACAGAGAAGGAUGAUGGCAUGAGGGUGCUCGUAUCUGAACCUCCAGGUGAAUCUUGUUCUCACAGACAGGGUUGA
Messenger RNA from Sinocyclocheilus grahami, 834 nucleotides. Its product is annotated as layilin-like. NCBI's taxonomy places the organism in Eukaryota, Metazoa, Chordata, Actinopteri, Cypriniformes, Cyprinidae. The transcript has 6 exons. The coding region runs from base 124 to 834 and encodes 236 amino acids. The record is from RefSeq and is a predicted model, not a curated record. Gene Ontology annotation, molecular function: hyaluronic acid binding.